CAGAGGCGCUGUAUUUGUGUUUUGUUAUCGCAGAAUUUUCUCAUCUAAAAAAUUAAUCAUGAAAAUAUCGUGAAAAAUGUGUGAUAAAUGUUCCAAAACAGUGUGAAAAUGUUGUUAAAUCCAUUGAAUGUGUAAAAAGAUAAUCAUGGUGUGGAAAUGUUGUGAGAAACAUAAAUCAAUGCUGUUGAAUUUAUUGAUUUGAUCUUUGUGGAAUAUUUUGUCGAAAAAGUCAUCAGAAAACCUGAAAAAAUCACAGAAAAACCUUAAAAGAAAAUUGGAAAACGAAAUUCCAGAACGAUCCACAAUUGAGGAUUAAAAAGGAGAUAAAUAUGAAAAGGAGGAUAUAGGAAGAAAGCUGAGAAGCAAAAGAGAAAAGAAAUUAAAACUGGGGGAGUAGCAGCUGCCUUGUGGAGAGAAAAUUUUUUGGGGAAAAAAAACUCCUGCCUAGGAUAUCCUUACGAAAGCAGAGGAUUGACAGAAGCGCACUCACUGUAAAUGAUUAGGGAGAGAAUAUUGCGGCCAGUCAUGAUAUCCAGCAACGACCAACCCUACACAUUUGACUCCAUUCAAUUCAUCGGGGGCUUCACGCAAAAUAACUCAUUGCACACAUUCCGGGAGAUGUGGUACCACAUCCUUCUCUGGGCGUUCUUCUCAUCAAUUUUUGUGCACACAAUUGCCGCCCUGGUGGCCUUUGUGACGCUGCGGAAGCACAAAUUUGGGCGCUUCUUCUCCAUCCUAAUCCUCAUAAUGGGUGUGAUAUCCCCAGCCACGAGUGGGGUAAUCAGUUCAGCAGCAAUUGCCUUCGUCCAUAGGGCGUCAAGCCUCCAAAUGAGUCCAAUUUAUGCCAUGAUUUGGGGUAUCGGCCAGACACUCCUCUCAGCCUGCAUUGGCUUCACACGAAUUCUUGCCACACUCUAAUAAAAGCUCCCAGCUACAAAGGACCUCCUCCUCCCCUGCAUGAAACAGGACCUUCAGCCAUUUCUUCUUUUAAACAUGUAAAUUAUCCACAUUUUUCUCCUCCAACUCCUACGUUCAGCAUACCUACCUAUAUACUAUCCCCAAAUCAUCUGUUUGUGAUACUAAAGUCUCAAAAUAAUAUAAAAAUUUAAUUACAAAAGAAAAAAAUAGUCAAAUGUAAUGGAAUAUGUAUUAAAAAAGGAAUUUUUCUAUCUUCACAUUCAAAAAAAAUAUAGUUACUCUCACAGAAAUUAUUCAAAAAAAAAAUAUAGAUGUGAAAUUAUAGAUUUUUUGGAAGAGCUAUAAAAAAAUUUGGGGAUAAGUUUAUCUUUAAAACAUUUCUGCCAGUUUAAAGGUAAAAGAAAAAAACUCAAAAUCAUAUCAAAACACUUUUUUCCAAAAAUCUUUAAAAAGAAAGUAUUUAAAACAAAAUGGGUAAAAAAUUAAAUUUCUUUUGUAAUAGUAGCUAUAAACUUUUCUCUCACUUUGUCAUAAAAUGAAGAAUAAAGUAGAGUGGAAGAGAGAUAAGCAUUGCUUAUACGAAAGUUCAUUCCUUUGUAUACUCACAAAACAAGAAAAAAUUGGUCCGUAGAAAGAAUUUUGUUAUAAGGAAAAUGUUUGUGAAAAUAUAUUGUAAUUUAUGACACCCAUUAGAUAUAAAAGAAAAAAAAUAGUAGGUUAUUUUAUGUGUAAAAUAUGUAAAUAAAAAUUAAAUAAAAAAAAUACUGGGGAAAUGAA
Lutzomyia longipalpis is the source of this 1695-nucleotide messenger RNA. RefSeq names its product transmembrane protein 170A. The transcript has a single exon. NCBI's taxonomy places the organism in Eukaryota, Metazoa, Arthropoda, Insecta, Diptera, Psychodidae. The coding region runs from base 496 to 918 and encodes 140 amino acids. The record is from RefSeq and is a predicted model, not a curated record.